AUGCGGGUCCCUGAGAACCUCACAGUGGACAGCGGCUUCAUGUUGCUGGGGCUCUUCUCAUCUGCCCAGGCACGCAGGGCCUUGCUCCCGGUCCUGGUCCUCCUCUUUGUCCUGACGGUGACAGAAAAUGCGUUCAUGAUCCUGCUCAUUUGCAGGGAUCCGCGGCUCCACACCCCCAUGUACUUCCUGCUCAGCCACCUGUCCGGUAUGGACAUUCUGCACAGCUCCAACAUCGUCCCCAAGAUGGUCGCCGACUUCGUGACCGGCAGCGGGGCCAUCUCCUUUGCAGGCUGUGGGGUCCAGGUCUUCCUGUCUCUCAUCCUUCUGGGCGGCGAGUGCCUGCUGCUGGCCGCCAUGUCCUGUGACCGCUAUGUGGCCAUCUGCCACCCACUGCGCUACCCGGCACUCAUGAACCACAGGACUGCCCUUCUCAUGGCGGCGGGCGCCUGGCUCGUGGGGACCCUCAACUCCACGGUUCACACGGCCUGCGUGCUCCGCUUCCCCUUCUGCUCCAGGGCCAUCGACCACUUCUUCUGCGAGGUCCCCACCAUGCUGAAGCUGUCCUGUGUGGACACGGCGCGCUACGAACGAGGCGUCUAUGUGAGCGGCAUCAUCUUCUUGCUCGUCCCCUUCGCCGUCAUCUCAGCGUCUUACGGUCGCGUUCUGCUCACGGUGCUCGCCAUGAGGUCGGCGGAGGCGCGCAGGAAGGCCUUCUCCACCUGCUCCUUCCACAUGCUGGUGGUGGUGAUGUACUACGGGCCCUUCAUCUUCACCUACAUGCGGCCUAAACCCUUCCACUCUCCCGGCCAGGACAAGGCUCUGGCCGUCUUCUACACCGUCCUCACCCCGGCACUCAACCCGCUCGUCUACAGCUUCAGGAACAAGGACGUUCUGGCGGCUGUGCAAACCCUGCUGAAAGGUCGCUCUCCUCGUGAGACGUGA
Ochotona curzoniae (black-lipped pika) is the source of this 942-nucleotide messenger RNA. RefSeq names its product olfactory receptor 2AJ1. Gene Ontology annotation, cellular component: membrane. The transcript has a single exon. NCBI's taxonomy places the organism in Eukaryota, Metazoa, Chordata, Mammalia, Lagomorpha, Ochotonidae. Gene Ontology annotation, molecular function: olfactory receptor activity; G protein-coupled receptor activity. The record is from RefSeq and is a predicted model, not a curated record. The coding region runs from base 1 to 942 and encodes 313 amino acids. Gene Ontology annotation, biological process: G protein-coupled receptor signaling pathway.